ACCGACAGCGCAGCGAAGAAACUCCCGAAAACUUAGCAGUGUGAAAAUUAAAGAAAUAAAUUUUCAUGCACUCAGUCAGUCAACCUCCCCCGUAUGCCCUCUCUUUCUCAACUCUCCCCAUAUUCAAAUCAACCUUCCCCGUAUCCAAUGUGGAGAGAGAGAGAGAGAGAGAGAGAGAGAAGCGUAGACUUUCACUUGUUUCGAAAUCCAAGAUAUAUAAUCAAUUCGAAACACAUGGUUUCGAUCCGCAUCUUCGAGCAACAGCCUGUUGCUCUCUUCCCCAUUUUCAUUUUCCCUCUAAACUCCCACCAUUUCCGAUUCAGCUCGGCAAGACGAUAGAAUACGCUCCAGCAGAGAGUCAGAGAGUUAGAUAAUUACAGCAGACCAACAACGUUGUUUCAUCAACUUGAACCUGAAGCUCGACGCCCUGAGAAGUAAAGUGCUCGCUCGCGGCCGCGUGAGCUACAGCUCUGGGUCGGGAUUUAUCAACCUAGCUACAUAGACCCGAAAAUGCUAGAGCGGUGCUUCGGGCCUCGGCAGCUAUGGCACAUCAAGCGAGUCCUCCGUAACGGGAAAGUAACGCUCAUCUGCCUGGUGCUAACGAUCCUCGUCAUCCGCGCCAACAUCGGUGCCGGGAGGUUCGGGACCCCGGAGCAAGACCUCGAAGAGUUCCGCGAGCACUUCUUCCACUCCUCCAGCCGCCGCGUCCUCGAGGAGGCCGCAACAACAAGCAAUGCCGCUGCUGCCGCUGCCGCCGACACCGCCAACGCCACCGAUGCGGCGUCUGAGUACAGCUACGCCAACGCCGACAUGACGAAGAUUUGGGCGGACGAAGGCGAGGACGAAAAACCCAAGAGUUACAGCGAGGCUUACACCCUGGGACCCCAGAUACUUGACUGGGACGAUCAGAGAGCCGAGUGGCUGGAAAAAAAUCCUGAUUUUCCCAACUUCGUGGGACCCAACAAGCCUCGGGUCUUGUUGGUUACCGGGUCGUCCCCGAAACCGUGCGAAAACCCGAUCGGCGAUCAUUACCUGGUGAAGUCGAUCAAGAACAAGAUGGAUUACGCCAGGGUUCACGGGAUCGAGGUGUUCUACAACUUCGCUUUGUUCGACGCGGAAAUGACGGGGUUUUGGGCUAAGCUCCCGUUGAUCCGGAAGCUCUUGCUGGCUCACCCGGAGGUAGAGUUCCUGUGGUGGAUGGAUAGCGAUGCCAUGUUUACCGAUAUGGCGUUCGAGAUCCCGUGGGAGAGGUACGAGGAUCACAACUUCGUGUUGCACGGAUGGGAGGUGAUGGUGUACGACUGGCAUAGCUGGGUCGGGUUGAACACGGGUAGUUUUUUGCUGAGGAACUGUCAGUGGUCGUUGGACAUUCUCGACGUUUGGGCUCCCAUGGGUCCCAAGGCGGUUCGGGAAGAGGCCGGGAGGUUGCUCACGCGGGAGCUUAAAGAUCGGCCAGUUUUCGAAGCCGAUGAUCAGUCCGCCAUGGUUUAUAUACUCGCGACGCAGAAGGAGAAGUGGGGUGACAAGGUGUAUAUCGAAAGCGAGUACCAUUUGCACGGCUACUGGGGCGUUCUGGUCGACAGGUACGAAGAGAUGAUCGACACUUACCACCCUGGUCUCGGAGACGAUAGGUGGCCGCUUGUGACUCACUUUGUCGGGUGCAAGCCGUGCGGAAAGUUCGGGGAGUAUUCGGUGGAGAGGUGUUUGAAGCAGAUGGACCGCGCUUUCAACUUUGGGGACAAUCAGAUCCUGCAGAUGUACGGGUUUACGCACAAGACGCUCGCGAGUAGGAGGGUGAAGAGAACCAGAAACGAGACAACCAACCCUCUCGAGAUCAAGGAUGAGCUUGGUUUGCUUCACUCGGAAUUCAAAGCUACUAGGGUGUCGACUCCUUGAAGGAAAAAUGGAGGUAUUGCUACAUCGAAAUCAACAUAGAGGUGCCUUUACACUAUAUCCCAAUUCUUUGUUCUCAGUUUUUUGAGUUGUAUGCAUGUUCUUUUGUAGUACUUUGGUACUAUUUGUAUUACUCGUUUAUAUCAUUCCCUUUGAUCAGUCUUUAAAAUUUACUUUGAUUUUGAAUGGAAAGCAAAUUCUAAUGUUUAGAAAUCGUUAAAAUUAGAGCAUUCGAUAUGGAUAGAUUUCGGAAAUCAAGUUGUUCUUUCAAUUUUUGA
Rhododendron vialii is the source of this 2171-nucleotide messenger RNA. RefSeq names its product xyloglucan 6-xylosyltransferase 2-like. Lineage: Eukaryota; Viridiplantae; Streptophyta; Magnoliopsida; Ericales; Ericaceae. The record is from RefSeq and is a predicted model, not a curated record. The coding region runs from base 511 to 1896 and encodes 461 amino acids. Gene Ontology annotation, molecular function: UDP-xylosyltransferase activity; xyloglucan 6-xylosyltransferase activity; hexosyltransferase activity. The transcript has a single exon. Gene Ontology annotation, biological process: xyloglucan biosynthetic process. Gene Ontology annotation, cellular component: membrane; trans-Golgi network; endosome.